GUGACGAAUGCAGCCGAAGAUGAUCAGCCAGGCCGAACACGGACGCCGUGCACAGUCGUGGCGAGGGCGCGGACCUAAACACUCCAAAGACACUUUCUUCAAGGGUAUGGACAUAGAAGACUUACCUAAUGAGCUGUCUGUGACGUCACAGGAUGCUGCAGGACAUUUGCAAAAGUGAAGCAUGGUGACAGAGCGUAGGUCCUUCCGGGCCCAGCGGGACUCGGACGAGGUUGUCGUGCACGUGAACGUGGGCGGGCUGAGGCGUAACGUCUGCUGCAGCGCUCUGAAGAACUUUCCGGACACCAGACUAGGAAAACUUCUAGAAUGUGACUCGGAAGAGGACAUCCUGCAGGUGUGUGACGACUACGAUGGGCAGCAGAAGGAAUUUUACUUUGACAGGAAUCCCGGUUUGUUCCCAUACGUGCUCCACUUCUACCAGACGGGAAAACUUCACAUCAUGGAGGAUUUGUGCGUCUUCUCCUUCAGUCAGGAGAUGGAGUACUGGGGAAUCAGCGAGUUCUUCCUGGACAGCUGUUGCAGCUUCCGUUUCCACGACCGCAAGCUGGAGAGCAGCCGCCAUCGCAGCUGGGACGACGACAGCGACGUCAGCAGCAUUGACACCUUGCCGGAUGAGAUUUCCGACCUAAAAAAGGACAUGCAGCACUUCCAGAAGGUGCGAUGCGGGAACGUGCGCAGGUGCUUGUGGCUCACGCUGGAAAACCCAGGAUACUCGGUUCCGAGCAAGCUCUUCAGUUUGCUCUCCAUCAGCGUGGUGCUAACGUCCAUCACCAUCAUGUGCAUCAACAGCAUUCCAGAAUAUCAGACGUUUGACUCUGAAGGGAAGCUGACGGACGAUCCCACGAUGCACGCGCUGGAGCUGUUGUGCACGUCCUGGUUCACCAUGGAGGUGGUGAUGCGCCUUCUGCUGGCACCAAACAGGAAGAGGUUCUUCCAACAUCCUCUGAACAUCAUCGACUUGUCGUCCAUCUUCCCCGUCUACGUCACGCUGGUCUGCGACGUCGUGCUGGACGCCCAGUCCGAGCUGGGAGACCUGGGACGUGUCAUCCAGGUCCUCAGGCUGAUGAGGAUCUUCAGGGUGCUGAAGUUGGCGCGACAUUCCACUGGGCUUCGUUCGCUGGGGGCCACACUGCGGCACAGUUACCGUGAGGUGGGCAUUCUGCUGCUUUACUUGGCUGUGGGAGUGUCCGUCUUCUCUGGAAUGGCGUACACCGCCGAGUACGAGGAGGUCAAGCGUCCUUUAGUGUCCUUAAGUGCAGUGAUCUGCUGACACAUCACAUCACACCACUCGCUGCU
Nerophis ophidion (straightnose pipefish) is the source of this 1314-nucleotide messenger RNA. RefSeq names its product potassium voltage-gated channel subfamily S member 1-like. The transcript is spliced from 9 exons. Gene Ontology annotation, molecular function: protein binding; delayed rectifier potassium channel activity. Gene Ontology annotation, biological process: protein homooligomerization; regulation of delayed rectifier potassium channel activity; potassium ion transmembrane transport. The record is from RefSeq and is a predicted model, not a curated record. Gene Ontology annotation, cellular component: voltage-gated potassium channel complex; membrane. Lineage: Eukaryota; Metazoa; Chordata; Actinopteri; Syngnathiformes; Syngnathidae. Bases 182 to 1288 code for a protein of 368 amino acids.